Acanthosepion pharaonis is the source of this 609-nucleotide messenger RNA. The record is from the annotation of a GenBank genome assembly. NCBI's taxonomy places the organism in Eukaryota, Metazoa, Mollusca, Cephalopoda, Sepiida, Sepiidae.
AUGUGUGUGUGUGUGUAUUUGUGUGUUUCUUUGUUCCUUUCUUUUUUUCUUUCAUUUUUGUUUUAUUUCUGUUCUCCUUUUCACUCCGUCUUCCAGACCUCUUACCCUCACUCUCUUUCUUUCUUUCUUUCUUUCUUUCUUUCUUUCUUUCUUUCUUUCGUUCGUUCUUUCUUUCUUUUUUUAACUGUUUUAACAGUUCGCUUGCCUAGCAUCUUCUUCAUGUUGUCUUUCUUUCUCUCUCUUUCUUACUCUCUACCUCUCUCUGUCUUUCUCUUUUCUUUUCUAUUUUUAACCGUUUUCAUUCUUUCCUUCUCUUUCUUUCUCUUUCUCUCUCGCCCUUCUCUCUCUCUUUCUCUUUCUUUCUACCUUUUUUUUUCUUUCCUCUGCCAAUCCUCUUACCCCAUCUCUCUUUCUUUCUUUCUUUUUUUCUUUCUUUCUUGCUUUCUUUCUUUUUUAACUGUUUUACCAUUGCGUCUGUUUAGCAUCUUCAUUUUGUCUUUCUUACUCUCUCUUUCUCUCUCUCUCUCUCUCUCUCCUCUUCUAUGUCUUUUCCUUUAUAUUUUUCACGUUUUUAUUUCUUUUCUCCUUCUCUCUAUUCCGUUCACCUAG